Syngnathus typhle (broad-nosed pipefish) is the source of this 5264-nucleotide messenger RNA. RefSeq names its product phospholipid-transporting ATPase IH-like. Gene Ontology annotation, cellular component: trans-Golgi network; recycling endosome; endoplasmic reticulum. Gene Ontology annotation, biological process: phospholipid translocation. The record is from RefSeq and is a predicted model, not a curated record. Gene Ontology annotation, molecular function: ATP hydrolysis activity; magnesium ion binding; ATP binding. NCBI's taxonomy places the organism in Eukaryota, Metazoa, Chordata, Actinopteri, Syngnathiformes, Syngnathidae. The transcript is spliced from 29 exons. The annotation marks the transcript as partial.
AUUUCCCGGCAGUGUGUGGGUGAGGAGAACUGGGUGGACAGCAGGACAAUCUACAUUGGACACAAGGAGCCUCCUCCAGGGGCCGAAGCCUUCAUUCAACAAAGAUUCCCGGACAACCGCAUAGUGUCCUCAAAGUACACAUUUUGGAACUUCAUCCCCAAGAACAUGUUUGAGCAGUUCAGGAGAGUUGCCAACUUCUAUUUCCUCAUCAUAUUUUUGGUUCAGUUGAUCAUUGACACACCCACCAGUCCAAUCACGAGCGGACUCCCGCUUUUUUUUGUCAUCACCGUGACGGCGAUCAAACAGGGUUACGAGGACUGGCUGAGACACAAAGCCGACAACUCCGUCAACCAGUGUUCCGUCCACGUGGUGCAAAACGGCAAAGUGAUCCGCAAGCAGAGUCGCAAACUACGGGUGGGAGACGUCGUCUUUGUGAAAGAAGACGAAUCCUUUCCCUGCGAUCUCAUCCUCUUGUCUUCGUCCCGGGAUGACGGAACCUGCUUUGUCACCACGGCGAGUCUUGACGGCGAGAGCAGUCACAAGACAUACUAUGCAGUGCAGGACACCAAAGCUUACAAUGCUGAGAAGGAGGUGGACUCAAUCCACGCUACCAUCGAAUGUGAACAACCACAGCCAGAUCUGUACAAGUUUGUCGGUCGCAUCAACAUUUAUAUGCACAAUGAGCCAGUGGCGAGGCCAUUAGGAUCCGAGAACCUGCUUCUCAGAGGAGCCACGCUGAAGAACACGGAGUACAUUUAUGCAGUUGUCAUCUACACCGGGAUGGAAACAAAGAUGGCUCUCAACUACCAGUCCAAGUCUCAGAAACGCUCUGCAGUAGAAAAGUCAAUGAACGCCUAUUUGGUGGUCUACUUAUGCAUUCUCAUCAUCAAGGCCAUUAUCAACACGGUGCUCAAAUACGCGUGGCAGGCCGACCCAACCAGAGACGAGCCCUGGUACGAUCAAAGAACUGAGGUGGAGAGGCAGAGAAAUAUUGUGAUAAGAGCCUUCACAGACUUCCUGGCUUUCAUGGUCCUAUUCAACUACAUCAUCCCUGUUUCCAUGUACGUCACUGUGGAGAUGCAGAAGUUCCUGGGCUCCUAUUUCAUUAUGUGGGAUGAUGAGAUGUUUGACCAGGAGCUCGGGGAGAGAGCAGUGGUCAACACAUCAGACCUGAAUGAAGAGCUGGGACAGGUGGAGUACGUGUUUACGGAUAAGACGGGAACGCUGACGGAAAACAACAUGGAGUUCAUCGAGUGCUGCGUGGAUGGACACGUUUACGUCGCCCAAGCUAUUUGCAAUGGACAGGUGAUGCCCGGUGCAGAUAGCAUGGACAUGAUUGACACAUCACCAGGUCCCGAGGCCAGGGAGCGCGAGGAGUUGUUUUUCCGUGCGCUGUGCUUAUGCCACACCGUGCAAGUGAAAGAGGAGGAGACGGUAGACGGCAUCAAGCAGGGCAUCCAUCACGGCAAGUCCACUUCCUUCUACAUCUCAUCAUCCCCGGAUGAGGUGGCGCUUGUGGAGGGCAUGAAGAGGCUCGGCUUCACGUAUCUGAGACUCAAAGACAGUCACAUGGAGAUCUUGAACAGAGAGGAGGAGAUUGAGAGGUUUGAACUCCUGGAAGUUCUGACCUUUGACUCGGUCAGACGGAGGAUGAGCGUCAUUGUCAAGGCCAGCACCGGUGAGCUGUACCUGUUCUGCAAAGGAGCAGACUCGUCCAUCUUCCCGAGGGUCGUAUCAGGCAAGGUGGAUCAAGUCAGAGCUCGGGUGGAGCACAAUGCGGUGGAGGGUCUUAGGACACUCUGUGUGGCAUAUCGGCCUCUCAGUCCAGCGCAGUACCAGGAGGUGUGCCAACUGCUGAGUCGAGCCAAGUUGGCACUACAGGACAGGGAGAAACGGCUGGCGGAGGCCUACGACAUUAUUGAGAAAGACCUCAUCCUGCUAGGAGCCACCGCUGUGGAAGACAGACUGCAAGAAAAAGCGGCGGACACCAUCGAGUCUCUGCACAAGGCCGGUAUGAAGGUGUGGGUGCUGACGGGUGACAAGAUGGAGACGGCGGCCGCCACUUGCUACGCCAGCAAGCUUUUCCACCGCAACACGCAGAUCCUGGAGCUGACCACCAAGCGCACAGAGGAGCAAAGUCUUCACGAUGUCCUCUUCGAUCUGAGUAGAACUGUCCUCAGGCACCACGGUGGCAUGAGCAGGGACGUUUCUGGUUUAUCGGGUGACUACACGGACUACGGCCUCAUCAUCGACGGAGCCACCCUCUCGACAGUGAUGAAGCCAGGCCAGGAGGACUCCAACUCGGGGAACUACAAAGAAAUCUUCCUGGAAAUUUGCCGCAACUGCAGUGCCGUACUCUGCUGUCGGAUGGCGCCGCUCCAGAAAGCGCAGAUUGUGAAGCUGAUCAAGACCUCCGAGGAGCAUCCAAUCACACUUGCUGUCGGAGAUGGAGCCAAUGAUGUCAGCAUGAUCCUUGAAGCUCAUGUUGGCAUAGGUAUCAUGGGUAAAGAGGGACGUCAGGCAGUGAGGAACAGCGACUAUGCCAUCCCCAAAUUCAAACACCUGAAGAAGAUUCUCCUCGUCCAUGGACACUAUUACUACAUCCGCAUCUCUGAACUUGUACAGUACUUCUUUUACAAGAAUGUCUGCUUCAUCUUUCCGCAGUUCCUGUACCAGUUCUUCUGUGGUUUCUCACAACAGCCACUGUAUGACACCGCCUACUUGACUCUCUACAACAUUAGCUUCACUUCGCUGCCCAUUCUGGUCUACAGUCUCAUCGAGCAGCACAUCAACAUGCAAAUCCUGAAGAAGGACCCAGCUCUGUACAGAGACAUUGCCAAGAACUCGUUACUGCGGUGGCCCAUCUUCAUCUACUGGACUGUCUUAGGUGUAUAUGACGCCAUUGUGAUGUUCUUUGGUGCUUACUUCCUGUUUGACAACACCACCUUUACCAGCAAUGGACAGAUGUUUGGAAACUGGACCUUUGGGACGCUGGUGUUUACAGUGCUGGUCUUCACUGUUACAUUCAAGUUGGCCCUCGAUACACAUUACUGGACCUGGAUCAACCACUUUGUAAUAUGGGGCUCGCUUAUCUUCUUUGUGGUCUUCUCUCUGCUGUGGGGAGGGAUCAUCUGGCCUUUCCUCAACUACCAAAGGAUGUACUAUGUAUUCAUGCAGAUGUUGUCUAGCGGCCCCGCCUGGCUUAGCAUAGUACUGCUAAUUACAGCCAGUCUUCUACCGGAUGUGCUUAAGAAGGUCAUUUGGAGGUCACUAUGGCCCACCACAACUGAACGUAUACAGAAUGCUGAUAAACUAUACAAGGGACAGCUUUCGGAGUUCACCCCCCUGUCGUCUAUCCACGCCGCUCCCAAUGCUGACAGACGCGGUCAAAGUUCUGGCAGCCACAGGAACAUGCCUCACCCUACAAGGUCUGAACCUUUCACCAAGAAAGCCAUGUUGACGCGCUGGCACAGACCACCAGAUUAUUGCACCUUCACGCCCCUCCUGGGCUACACUGAUGUCAACCGCUCCUCAAAGCUGGGCCACACCUUCAAUGGGGCUGGUCCGGAGACCUCGGUGUAAUUUAUCAGUCAGCAGAAUGGAUUUCUCUUCAAAUGGACCAUAAGCUUCAAAGUUAAGCCAAUUUAUCGCUGGAACAUGAAGAGCAGAUAUGCUUAAGCCAAGUGCAAAGGGUGAAAGUGACCUUCAUGACUCAAAUCAGGAGCCAAGCAUGACACAAAGUGUUGCGGGAUGGCUCUGAAGAGGACUACUACAUUCCGACAAGGGCUCAAGAUUAAUAUCACUGCGUAGUAGCUCUUUAAUCCUGAAGUGCAAUUGGAUUGUCGGGAUGUUUUUGUAUUAUGACCAUUGUCAUCUAUGCAGAAUUGUACCUCGAUGGACUGAGCAAACAUCUCCUUUCCUUUCCUUUCUCACAGGACAAACUGGUCCUGCCUGCGUGCAAACACGUUGUCCCGAAACACUUCAUAGGACACACUGCAACAGUGUAAGAAAGUCUCAAGAGGGCAGAGGCCUACGUGUUCCUAGUCUAGCUAGCGUCUAGCAUAGAGACAUUAGCGUAUGUUUGGUGUUUUGCCCCGUGUACAAUAGACGUCAUACUAGCAUGUAUGCUGCUAGCACUCGACCUGGCUGUCACCCUUUAGUUGUGCCCCCUUUUUCCGACGCAAUCUCCCGCUAGCGGUGGUAGUUGCGCGACUCUAUGCUAGCUGCUUACGAAUCGCAGUAUUGCUCAUAUUAACCGUAGGUGACAUUAUGGAGGCUACAGCUGCGCUCUCAAUAUAUUCCUGUGAUGGUGAAAGAGAAAAGUCCUUUUCAGACAGCUAACCGUAAACUAGCGGUGGGGAAAAUGAAGCUUCGUGUUGUAUUCUUUGGCUCCUCUAGAUGGCGAUGUUGGGUUAAAGUGAGGCUUUUAAGAAAUGGCAAGUUCAGCUUUUUGGUGAGCAGUGAGUGAGUGCCAUCUAGAGGUCGAAGUGAACACAACAGCGGAUUCAUGAAUCAUCUUGAAGCUUCAUUUGCCCAUCAUUACCGUAAAGCCCGUGUAUAAAAGAUCCCUAUGUAUUGAAUUGCCACGCGCCAGUCUCAACUCUUCUCUUCCUUCCUUCCUUCCUUCCUUCCUUCCUUCCUUCCUUCCUUCCUUCCUUCCUUCCUUCCUUCCUUCCUUCCUUCCUUCCUUCCUUCACACUCUCCUCCAGUCGUUGUCUCUGGCAAUGACGCUGAAGGGCCACCUGACCACCAGCUUGACUUUGCCCAGUUGUCAUCUUCACGCUCCAGGACGCCAAUAGAACGUAGUGGGAGAAAUGUCGCUCUCCAUUGGGCGUCUCUGAAACAAAGCCUUGUUGUCGCCGCUUGGGAUGUGUGUAGCUGCUUCCUGUUAGGUGCCUUGCGUAGCUGAUAUUGCAGCAGGUGAAUGUAAACGCAUUUCACUCCCAACAUCAAUCCAAAAAAAAAAGACGUUUGACCACUUGAUUUCCUUAUUUGUAGGUUGUUGUUUUUUUAUGUUUUAUACGCUGCGCAUGCAGGAAGACCAAUGUUAUUUAAAUGCAGUUGACCAAUGUUACAAACUGUGACUUUCUUUGAGCUUCACUAUUUGGACUUGCUGUUAGCUUCUGACAUAAACACCUCAUCUACAUUUGCAUUUUCUCAUGUACCUCGAGUUAGGCUGUGGUGGGACUUCAAAGUGUUUUACUAUCUGACGACAGGAUUGAUUUGACACAAAUAAAGCCAAUUGGGAUGGAGAAACCACUUGA